This is a messenger RNA of Annulohypoxylon truncatum, 1554 nucleotides long. Its product is annotated as putative maltose permease. The record is from RefSeq and is a predicted model, not a curated record. Gene Ontology annotation, molecular function: carbohydrate:proton symporter activity. Gene Ontology annotation, cellular component: membrane. NCBI's taxonomy places the organism in Eukaryota, Fungi, Ascomycota, Sordariomycetes, Xylariales, Hypoxylaceae. The coding region runs from base 1 to 1554 and encodes 517 amino acids. Gene Ontology annotation, biological process: carbohydrate transport; transmembrane transport. The transcript has 3 exons.
AUGGCUAGGCAAAGCGAGGAGCCGGCGAAAACGGGCGAUGGGGACGUUGCGCUCGCCGAGGCCAUCCAGCACGAGCACGAUUUGUCCUUUUGGCAGGCAGCGAAACUGUACCCGAAAGCUGUCGGGUGGUCGGCGUACGUCUCGAUAGGUGUCAUUAUGCUUGCUUUCGACCCGCAAAUUGUCGGGAACAUGUUCGCGAUGCCGCAGUUCCAAAAGGAUUUUGGGUAUGAGCUUGACGGCGAGUAUGUCAUCACGGCGGCGUGGCAGACGGGCUUGUCGCUCGGGAACCCGAUCGGUCAGGUCGUCGGCGCGCUGUUCUCCGCCUACCCGCUCGAGCUGUUCGGGCGCAAGUGGACCUUCUUCGGCUGCAUCCUGCUGACGGCCUGUCUGGUCUUCAUCCAAUUCUUCGCGCGGUCGCUCCAGGCCUUGCUCGUCGGCGAGCUGAUCGGGGGGCUGGUCCUCGGCUGCUUCGUUGUUAUUGGCCCUACGUAUGCGUCUGAGGUGUGCCCUAUGGCGCUGCGCGGCUACUUGACGAGCUACACCAACCUGUGCUUCGUCACUGGCCAGCUUCUCGGAAACGGUGUUACGGCUGGGACCGCGCAGCUGGAGAAUCACUGGGCGUAUAGUAUCCCGUUCGCGCUGCAGUGGUUCUGGGUCGUCAUUAUUAUCCCCGGCAUAUUCUUCAUCCCGGAAUCGCCUUGGUGGCUGGUGCGCAAGGGCAGGAUUGAAGAUGCGCGGGACGCUUUGCGCCGGCUGUCGUCUUCCGAGGUCGAUGUCGACGCGACGCUGGCUGUCAUCGCCGAGACGGAUAGGCUCGAGUUGGAGAUGGAGGCCGGGAGCACUUAUCUGGACACGAUUAAGGGCGUCAAUCUGCGCCGGACCGAGAUCUCGACCGGCGUGUAUACCACGCAGGUUCUGAGCGGGAUUUAUCUUAUUAACUACGGGACCUACUUUUUCGAGCAGGCGGGAUUGCCGACUCAGAGCGCGUUUAACAUGGGGAUUGGGUUUUUAGCUGUGGGCUGGAUCUGCACUGUCCUUUCGUGGUUCCUGAUCGCCCGCUUUGGCCGAAGGCGCAUUUUCAACGUAGGCCUAUCAGUUCUCAUCGUUAUGAUGUUCAUAAUCGGUAUCCUUGACAGCAUCCCCGGCCGACCUUCAGGUGUUGCUUGGGCCGAAAGCUCGCUCAUGCUGAUUUGGAACGGGGCAUAUGACAUCUCAGUCGGGCCAAUCACUUUCGUGAUCUUGGGAGAAUGUUCCGCGACGCGUGUCCGAUCUAAGACGAUCGCCGUAGCGACAGCGGUGCAGGCAGUUUUUGGAAUCGCGAUGACGGUUGCGAUUCCGUACAUGAUCAAUCCAGCCGAAGCGAAUAUGCAGGGCAAGCUGGGGUAUUUCUAUGGCGGACUAGGUGUUCUCUGCCUUAUCUGGGCGUAUUUUCGGAUCCCCGAGACGAUGGGUAGGACGUACGAAGAGCUGGACCUUCUGUUUGAUAGGAAGGUCCCUGCGAGGCAGUUUAAGGGGUACCAGGUAGAUAUUGCCGCUGUGUCGGCCGAAUCCUAG